Messenger RNA from Fusarium keratoplasticum, 1722 nucleotides. RefSeq lists its product as uncharacterized. The record is from RefSeq and is a predicted model, not a curated record. NCBI's taxonomy places the organism in Eukaryota, Fungi, Ascomycota, Sordariomycetes, Hypocreales, Nectriaceae. Gene Ontology annotation, molecular function: ubiquitin-protein transferase activity; ubiquitin binding; zinc ion binding. Bases 1 to 1722 code for a protein of 573 amino acids. The transcript has a single exon. Gene Ontology annotation, biological process: protein linear polyubiquitination; proteasome-mediated ubiquitin-dependent protein catabolic process. Gene Ontology annotation, cellular component: ubiquitin ligase complex.
AUGUUCGGUACUAGACAAGCUGCUUUGAGGCUUCAUCAGGGAUUUCCUGCAGGGCUCACAGUGCACGGAUGGCAAGUCACAGUUCACCCUCCCGCUCCUGGAGACAACCCAGGGACUUGGGUAGUUAAGUUAACAGGCUUGCCUGAGAGUGUCAGGGACCAGGAUGUCAUCCAGAUCAUUCCAAAGCGAUACCGGCCUUUUCAAAUCCAAAUCCAAUAUCUGGUCUAUACCGAUGAUAAGGAAACCGAAUCAACCUUUGUUCGGUCCAUGCUGGAUAAGUUUGGGCCCUUGGAGCGAUGGGAGGUCUCAGAGAUAUCCGACGGAGGGCAAAUAAAUGGUCAGGCCGUUUUUUCCGAGGAGUCUCACGCCCGCAAUGCAGCCGCAGCUCUCGAUGGGAAGCGGUUGCCAUUCUCCAAGUCAAGAAGAUUGUUCACCGCGGUGGUCACCAUGGUGAGAUUCGACGUACUAUCCCGGGUGUACAACGUUGUCCAAGACCAGAUCAAUGUCUACAAAAGAUCUUGGGAGGACCAGAAUAUUGACUUCACCGCCUUUCCUGCACAGGGUUCUUAUUUGACCCUCCACCUUAAAGGAAGCGAUCGCGAAUUGAUGGCCAAUGCCAAACAUGAGCUCGAGCUUAUCCUCGCUGGGGAGGUGAUGAGACAGGGUGGGAAGAAUAUCUGGCACCCAAGCUUCAAUAAUGGCGGAGACGCCUAUGAGACGCUUAAGGCGACUGAGCAGGAGUUGGGACUUGUCAUCAUCCGCGAUGGAUGGCUCUCGCAGUUUCGAGUUUUCGGGGCUGAAAGACACCAAGCAAUGGCUGCAGAGACCUUGGGUCGGGUUGUCAAAGACAUGGUCUCAUCUCAUCUCAUUCGACUCGACCAGGAGAGUGAGCUUCGCUGGGCAGUGGGAGGAGGCUUCGAAGAAAUACAGUCACAACUCGGCGAAGACAAGGUUGUUUUCGAUGAGUCAUCGAGAUCUAUUCUCAUCCAAGGAUCUGAGAAUGACUUUGCUGAGGCUAAAUUCAUCAUGGCUAAUAGACAGGGUGGGCCUUCAAGGGACCCGUUGAAGCAAAAGCAAUAUUGCCAGAUUUGUUUGUGGGAAGCCGAGGAACCAGUCAUGACUUCUUGCAAUCAUGCCUACUGUGGUCGCUGCUUCAUCGAAAUGUGUGAAGCAAUAGCUAAGAAUGCUAGCGAGGUUUGUAUCGUCUGCGAAGGAGACGCUGGGAAAUGCAGAGGGGUUCUUGAACUUUCUGAAAUCUGCAGUCUCCUCCCAUCCAAGACAUUCGACAAUAUCCUCGAAAAAUCUUUCACUUCUUUUGUCCAGAGUCAUCAACAGCAAUUUCGAUAUUGCCCUACUCCUGACUGCGCUCAGGUUUACCGUGCUGCCCCAGAGACAGAGGAACAGCCCCCAACAUUCACCUGCAACAGGUGUCUUGGUUUCAUCUGCACAGCUUGUCACGCUGCACACCCUUCACUCACCUGCACCGAACACCAGGACCACACUUCCGGCGGCCUCCAAGCCCUGAACAAGCUCAAGAAAAAGUUGGGCGUUCAAGAUUGCCCAAGGUGUGAAACCUCUUUGGAAAAGAUUGCGGGUUGCGAUCACAUCACUUGCCAAGGGUGCAGGACUCAUAUUUGCUGGGUAUGCAUGGCAACGUUUGGCGACGGGGAUGCUUGCUAUCAGCACUUGAUGACGGUGCAUAAGGGUGGUGAGUAUGAUUAA